AUGUGUGUGAGUCCCUCUCUCUCUCUCUCUCUCUCUCUCUCUCUCUCUCUCUCUCUCUCUCUCUCUCUCUCUCUCUCUCAUUCUCUCUCUGUUUCUCUCUCACUCUCUCUCUUUUUCUCUCUCUCAUUGUCUUUCUCUUUCUCUCUCAUUCUCUCUCGUAUUCUCUCUCCCUCAUUCUCUCUCUGUGUUUCUCUCUGUUUCUCUCUCUCUGUUUCUCUCUCCAAAACGAUAAUUCCCGAGAAAUGCAUUGACAACGAUAUUGAAGCUAGAACGAUAAUUCCCGAGAAAUGCAUUGACGACGAUAUUGAAGCCAAAACGAUAAUUCCCGAGAAAUGCAUUGACGACGAUAUUGAAGCCAAAACGAUAAUUCCCGAGAAAUGCAUUGACGACGAUAUUAAAGCCAAAACGAUAAUUCCCGAGAAAUGCAUUGACGACGAUAUUAAAGCCAAAACGAUAAUUCCCGAGAAAUGCAUUGACAACGAUAUUGAAGCUAGAACGAUAAUUCCCGAGAAAUGCAUUGACGACGAUAUUAAAGCCAAAACGAUAAUUCCCGAGAAAUGCAUUGACGACGAUAUUGAAGCCAAAACGAUAAUUCCCGAGAAAUGCAUUGACAACGAUAUUGAAGCCAAAACGAUAAUUCCCGGGAAAUGCAUUGACAACGAUAUUGAAGCCAAAACGAUAAUUCCCGAGAAAUGCAUUGACAACGAUAUUGAAGCCAAAACGAUAAUUCCCGAGAAAUGCAUUGACGACGAUAUUGAAGCCAAAACGAUAAUUCCCGAGAAAUGCAUUGACGACGAUAUUGAAGCCAAAACGAUAAUUCCCGAGAAAUGCAUUGACAACGAUAUUGAAGCCAAAACGAUAAUUCCCGAGAAAUGCAUUGACGACGAUAUUAAAGCCAAAACGAUAAUUCCCGAGAAAUGCAUUGACAACGAUAUUGAAGCUAGAACGAUAAUUCCCGAGAAAUGCAUUGACGACGAUAUUGAAGCCAAAACGAUAAUUCCCGAGAAAUGCAUUGACGACGAUAUUGAAGCCAAAACGAUAAUUCCCGAGAAAUGCAUUGACGACGAUAUUAAAGCCAAAACGAUAAUUCCCGAGAAAUGCAUUGACGACGAUAUUGAAGCCAAAACGAUAAUUCCCGAGAAAUGCAUUGACGACGAUAUUGAAACCAGAAUGAGACUUCAGGAGAAAUGCAUUGACGAUAAUAUAGAAGCUAGAACGAUAAUUCCCGAAAAAUGCAUUGACAGCGAUAUUGCAGCCAAAACGAUAAUUCCCGAAAAAUGCAUUGACAACGAUAUUAAAGCCAAAACGAUAAUUCCCGAGAAAUGCAUUGACGACGAUAUUAAAGCCAAAACGAUAAUUCCCGAGAAAUGCAUUGACGACGAUAUUAAAGCCAAAACGAUAAUUCCCGAGAAAUGCAUUGACAACGAUAUUGAAGCUAGAACGAUAAUUCCCGAGAAAUGCAUUGACGGUGAUAUUGAAGCUAGAACGAUAAUUCCCUAG
Acanthosepion pharaonis is the source of this 1500-nucleotide messenger RNA. NCBI's taxonomy places the organism in Eukaryota, Metazoa, Mollusca, Cephalopoda, Sepiida, Sepiidae. The record is from the annotation of a GenBank genome assembly.